This is a messenger RNA of Lytechinus variegatus (green sea urchin), 2859 nucleotides long. RefSeq names its product E3 SUMO-protein ligase PIAS2-like. Gene Ontology annotation, molecular function: transcription coregulator activity; SUMO ligase activity; zinc ion binding. Gene Ontology annotation, biological process: protein sumoylation; regulation of transcription by RNA polymerase II. The record is from RefSeq and is a predicted model, not a curated record. NCBI's taxonomy places the organism in Eukaryota, Metazoa, Echinodermata, Echinoidea, Temnopleuroida, Toxopneustidae. The transcript has 14 exons. The coding region runs from base 38 to 2341 and encodes 767 amino acids.
UUAUUCGAUCGAGGAUAAGUGGGAUUUCUUGAAGCGCAUGCGCAAUCGCUGGACGAUAAAUCGUUUAUUGUGUUCGAGAAUGGCGGACUACGACGAUUUAAAGCAUAUGGUGAUGAGCUUCAGGGUCACUGAGCUCCAGGUUUUGCUAGGGUAUGCCGGACGAAACAAAAGUGGGCGUAAACAUGAACUCCAGGCACGAGCAUUGUCUCUCCUUAAAAACAACUGCAGUACCCCUGUGCAAAUCAAGAUAAAGGACUUGUACCGUAGGAGGUUUCCUCGAAGACUAGUAGCUCCUCCUCCUUACCUUUCCUCGAUAUCUUCUGAACAGCCGUCAAAACUGCCUAACCACUCUUUGAACUCGAGUUCUAUGUACUCGCAGCAGCAUGGACAUUCACAGACACAGCAUUCUCCGCCAUCGUCUGGUCAUCACCAUACCUCCUCCUCUCAUGGACUUUCUCAUCCGUCGCAUAAUUCACACAACUCUCACAGCUCACAUUCUUCCCACUCGUCACAUGGAGGAUCGCAAACCAAUCUGCACAGUAGCUCACACAGUAGUUCGCACAGUAGUUCGCAUAGUUCGGUAUCUCCUCUGGGUUCAUCUGUCCACGCUACGCAAGCAUAUCAUCCAGAUGUAAAGCUCAAAGUUUUACCCUUCUUUGACAUUCUGGCAGAACUCGUCAAACCAUCAGCACUUAUGGUUUCUGGGAAAUACCGAGAUGCACAGCAGUCGACACUCUUCCACCUUACACCUGCCCAGAUCCAACAAAUCUUAGAAUCACAGGAUCCAAGAACACGCAGCUUUGCAGUACAAGUUCAGCUCAGAUUUUGCCUAGCAGAAACCAGCUGUGAACAAGAUGAUCGCAUUCCAACUAGUGUUACAGUCAAAAUCAAUGGCAAGCUAUGCACCCUACCUCCAUGUCAUCCACAGAACAAGCCAGGGGUAGAGGUCAAACGACCUGGUCGACCUAUCAACAUUACUCAGCUGACAAGACUCAAUGCAACCAUGCCUAACUACAUUGAAAUCCAAUGGAUACCAGAAUUAGGACGGUCGUACUGCUUGUCUGUAUACCUGGUCCGUCAACUCAAUUCUGAGGUCUUACUUACGAGGUUACGAAGUAGAAGCGUCAGAAACCCAGAUCACUCAAGAGCGCUUAUCAAGGAGAAGCUAACGCAUGAUCCAGACAGUGAGAUAGCGACUACCAGUCUUCGAGUGUCUCUCAUUUGCCCUCUUGGUAAGAUGAGGAUGUCUGUACCAUGCAGACCCAUCACCUGUUGUCAUCUUCAGUGCUUUGAUGCAUCCCUCUAUAUCCAGAUGAAUGAAAGGAAACCAACUUGGAUAUGUCCGGUUUGUGACAAGAAAGCUCCUUUCGACUCACUGGUCAUUGAUGGCCUCUUCCUUGAGAUCUUACGGAACCCACCAGAGAGCAAUGAGAUCAUCUUUGUUGAAGAUGGUUCCUGGACACCGCUUGGUCCUAAGCAAGACAAACCUUCUCACGUUCUUUCAUCACCUUGUACUGCAUCAUCAUCAGCAGCAUCGUCAUCUCACUCCAGUUCUUCGGCAGCUGCACCAAGCUCCUCUAAUGCUCAAUCAGCAGGCAGUCCCAAACCUAAAGAAGUGGUCAUUGACCUGACAUUGAGCAGUUCUGAUGAAGACGAUGACGACGAUGAUGAGGAGGAUGAUGUGCCCCUUGUACCUGCCACUUCCAGGGAGUCAGAACCACAGAAGGUUGACAGUGACAAGGAGGGCGAUGUUGUAGAAGGCAUGGAAGAGGAAGAAGAGGACGAUGAUGACGAUAGGACAAUCGUACAAGAAUACACCACACGGGAGCAGCAGAUUCAAGAUGACGACGACGAUGACGACAUUAGGGAGGCACCGGUGACGUCGUCAAGCACGGACCAGGCGAGCGGCCGUGUGGAGAGAGGCCGGGAGACGCCGCAUAUGCCUCCCUUGCCCAUGCUGCCUACGCCAACGUCCAAAGGGAUGCGGUCAACCUUCAUGGAGAGUGGCUCUCAUUCCUUGGUGCCUCCUGUAUCAGCAAUGGGCCAUCGUAUGAUGCCAGGGAUAGAUCUGCCAGGACCAGGACCUCUCUCUAUGUUCCCAGACUACUCCUCACUCCUAGGACUGCAUUCCCUCCCUGCUAACUCCUCAGAAUACCAAGACUUGGACCUUUAUUCUUUGCUUCAGAGUGAUAGAAUCCAGUACCCACCCCCUCCCUACUACAUUGAUCAGCAAGGAGCAAGCCGUAGCAGCAGCGUGGCCACCAGUUCUACAACAAGCAGAGCUGGUAGCACAGGCAGCGGUCAUGGCAUAGGACCUCCUGACGUCAUCCCUCUGGACUAGACUCUUCUACAGACUUGGUUCCCUUCACAUCCUGUUUACAUUUGCUGUAAGCUGUGUGCAUGUAGCGGUACAAUGGUUACAUCAUUGUUCCUCCUGUUGUGAUCUGUCUGGACUCUGGACUACUCUUCUGCCGUAGUCCCCUCCAUAUUAUGUACAUGUCCAUCACUAGCAGGACAAGUGCUGAAGUUGAUCCUCUGAACCAGGCCAUGUCCAACUCCAAACCCUCAAGUAAUACAAUCAUGUUAAUGCUCAAGACUUGAUCAAGACUCCUUAAAGAAGUACUGCAUAGGUCCAUUACCUCGCCCACAGACCUUUGACCGUUAGAGCAGCAGCAGCUCACCAAGGCAAUAUGUUCAAGACAUUUUGCCUCGUCUCUGGACAAGUGCGUCUUCACUCGCCUCAUUCUUUGAUCAGCAGAGUCACGGCUUAGACAGUACAGACAGUGGGUGCGUCGUGGUCUAGUUGUUCCAACUCUCGCCUUUGAAACAGAGGGUCGUGGGUUCGAAUCCUAGCCAUGG